AACCUGAAGCUUCUCUCUUUAUCUUCUUCUUACAUCAGAUCAAGUCUUCUUUCUUUCUAUGGCUUUAGUAAGAGAACGUCGUCAGCUCAACCUCCGUCUUCCUCUUCCUCCGAUCUCCGACCGCCGCUUCUCCGUCCCCUCCGUCACCACCACCCACGCUACCUCCGGCGGCAUCUCCGCCGCUGAUCUCGAGAAACUCAACGUUCUCGGAUGCGGUAACGGCGGUGUUGUCUACAGAGUCCGCCACAAGAACACGGCGGACCUCUACGCUCUCAAAACCGUCAACGGCGACAUGGAUCCGAUCCUAACACGGCAGCUGAUGCGCGAGAUGGAGAUCCUCCGCCGUACAGACUCUCCGUACGUCGUCCGGUGUCACGGGAUCUUCGAGAAGCCAGUCGCCGGCGAAGUAUCGAUUCUGAUGGAGUACAUGGACGGAGGAACGUUAGAGUCUCUCCGCGGCGCCGUGACGGAGCGACGCCUCGCCGGGUUCGCGAGACAGAUCCUGAAAGGGCUGAGCUACUUGCACGCUCUCAAGAUCGUGCACAGAGACAUCAAGCCGGCGAACCUCCUCCUCAACUCCAAGGACGAGGUCAAGAUCGCCGACUUCGGAGUCAGCAAGAUCUUGGUCCGGUCGUUGGAUUCCUGCAACUCUUACGUCGGGACUUGCGCUUACAUGAGCCCGGAGAGGUUUGAUUCCGAAUCUUCCGGUGGAAGUGGCUCCGACGUGUACGCCGGAGAUAUCUGGAGUUUCGGGUUGAUGAUGCUGGAGCUUCUCGUUGGUCACUUUCCGUUGUUACCGCCGGGACAGAGACCGGACUGGGCGACGUUGAUGUGCGCGGUGUGUUUCGGAGAGCCGCCGCGAGCGCCUGAGGGUUGCUCGGAGGAGUUUAGGAGCUUUGUUGAGUGUUGCCUACGUAAAGACUCGAGUAAGAGAUGGACGGCUCCGCAGCUCCUCGCCCAUCCUUUUCUCCGGGAGGAUCUUUGAUUCGAUUCGUUUUUGUAGAAAUCAAAAUCGUAAAUCGGAUUAAAAUUACUUUUAUUUUGUAGAAUUUCGAAUAGUUUCGGGAGAUUAUGUUCGUAAUUUUUGUACAUAUAUAUUCUCCGGAUUUUAGGGGAAACAUUGGCAUAAUGAUAAAACUAUUUCUUAGAUUCUUUUUUUUUCAGUUUCAUUCAUGGAUGUAUAUCGAAUAUCAAUUAAUGUACAUUAGAUUUUGAUAA
Messenger RNA from Raphanus sativus (radish), 1218 nucleotides. Its product is annotated as mitogen-activated protein kinase kinase 9. The coding region runs from base 59 to 985 and encodes 308 amino acids. Gene Ontology annotation, biological process: protein phosphorylation. The record is from RefSeq and is a predicted model, not a curated record. Gene Ontology annotation, molecular function: ATP binding; protein serine/threonine kinase activity. Lineage: Eukaryota; Viridiplantae; Streptophyta; Magnoliopsida; Brassicales; Brassicaceae. Gene Ontology annotation, cellular component: cytoplasm. The transcript has a single exon.